AACGCACCACGCCUGUCUGCUCUCUAGUUUCAGUAUGGCGGCUGGGACUUGCGGAGGAGGACAACUUCUUCUAGGUUCCUUCCAGAAAAAUGUAGGAAGGCGACGGGUGUAACACAAAACCAUCACGGCAAACGCAAGCUGGACUGUAAAAGACGACUACGGCGUAACUGGUGGCCUCUACUGAGGUUUUCCUGGAAGAUAAACGAUUUGGUGUGAUGCGCAAGGAGCCGCAGUCAAGAAACUCCCCUGAUUUUUCCGCGUCUGUCUCUGCUCUGACAGUCAGUUAGCCGGCUAGUUGCUAGGUAGCUCACCUUCAUGCUAACGUUCGCUUGUUGUACUCUGUAGUAGCCAGACACGCUAGCUUAGUCAUUUUAGUUGCUAAAGGAGAUAGGGAUGGCACAUCGCAUCCAUUCGGUAAGCAAAUUGGUUGAAAAGGGUGGACAAAAACAUUUAAGGACCUGAAUGAUAACUUUGUCAGCACUCACUAGCCUAGCCUGCUGGUCCAACGCCAGAAAACGUUGGCCGAGAGUUAGCGCUUCGUCUGUCCACCAGCUAGCCAAUUAGCAUUUUACUUAAAUAAGACGAUUUGCUAAUCCCCAACUCAUCCCGACUGAGUGUCCUGAAUGACUGAUUCAGACAGAGUGGACAUUGUAACUGCUUAAAUUGGCGAGCAUGAAAUGACCGGUAAUGUUUCAUAACUCUGGGUUCUUCUGGCGUUCAGUCUUGCUAGGUGUCGUUAGCGAUCUCGUAGGUGUUUUCUGGAGGGAGUGGUGACGUUAGGUGGCUAGUAAGGUUCCCUGUAUCAGGGCAACAAGGUCACUCUGAUUAUGUCUGUCUUUAAAUGGCACAUACAACAGUAGAUGACAGACCAUUAAACGAUAAACGUGUAAACCGACUGGAGUGUUGCAUGAUGGUCUGUGUUCGUUAGCUUACUGCAGGUUGAGACAUCACAGCUCGAAAGCGCGCAAUAAUUCGAUUAAAUGUUCCCGUAGACGUUAACCGAGUUGGCUGAUUUAGACUUAAAUUUAUCGGCGUGAACUACUGCUGUUUUGUAGGACUGAAGCUCAAGUUUGGUAACUAAUUUGUUCCUUCGCCUUCUUCACUGCUUGAAUAGUUUGAUGGACGUGAGGGGCUGUUUGCCAGAGUGUCAGUGCUAUACUCAGUCAUGUAUGUCUUGACACAUGGCACCUUGGUCUGUACAUAGUGUUUGCUGACAGAUUUUAGUGUCGUUAUGUAGCUUUAGUGGACAGUCAGUGAAAGGAAUGUCUUGUGUUUUUUAUACCUAUUGGUUUGUUUUUUUAUUUUCAUUUUUCUCAAACACAGGAGUGUCUUGUUGAUUCAGAGUGGGUAAGCGGUGCUGUCUGGGGUGUGUACUGUGGACAAUGCUUAUCAGUUAGUGCCUAGAAGAUUACAGGACUUAGAAUUCUGCCUACAUAUAGGCCAGAGAUAUUGUAGAUUUUUCUUUAGGAAUUGCAACAAAACCCUGCCAAUCUGGAUCAAGAAAAUCUGUCCCUUGUGUCUGGUUGGAGUAAUACUCUCAAGCCAAAAUCAAUGCCUUCAGCGCUGGCUGUGUUUGCCUGCCGACCAAACUCGCACCCAUUCCAGGAGCGGCAUGUGUACCUGGAUGAGCCAGUCAAAAUCGGCAGGUCGGUGGCUCGGUGCCGUCCGGCCCAGAACAAUGCCACCUUUGACUGCAAGGUGCUGUCCAGGAAUCAUGCUCUUGUAUGGUUUGACCACAAGACUGGCAAGUUUUACCUGCAGGACACUAAAAGCAGCAAUGGCACAUUCAUCAACAGCCAGAGGUUGAGUCGUGGCUCUGAGGAGAGUCCACCCUGUGAGGUCCUGUCUGGUGACGUCAUUCAGUUUGGCGUUGAUGUCACAGAGAACACACGCAAAGUCACUCAUGGCUGCAUUGUCUCAACAAUUAAACUCUUCCUACCUGAUGGGAUGGAGGCCCGAAGACGAAGCGAUGUCAUCCAGACUCCAUUACCACUACCAAUAGACAAGGUUGCAGCCAAUACUCCCAGUAUGUAUUCUCAGGAACUGUUCCAGCUCUCCCAGUAUUUACAGGAGGCCUUACAUCGAGAGCAGAUGUUGGAGCAGAAGUUAGCCACUCUGCAGCGUCUGUUAACCACCACUCAGGAGGCCUCAGAGAGCAGCUGGCAGGCUCUGAUAGAUGAAGACCGUCUGCUUUCCAGACUGGAGGUUAUGGGCAGCCAGUUACAAGCUUAUUCUAAGUCCCAGACAGAGGAGGGCAUCCGAAAGGAGCUCUUGGCUCUUCAGGAGGACAAACACAACUAUGAGACGACAGCAAAGGAGUCCCUGAGAAGAGUCCUGCAGGAAAAGAUUGAGGUGGUCAGGAAGUUGUCGGAGGUGGAGCGUUCGCUCAGUAACACAGAGGAUGAGUGCACCCACCUGAAGGAGAUGUCUGAGAGGAGUCAGGAGGAGCUGAGGGAGUUGUCCAACAAGUACAACGCAGCUGUAAAUGAGAUUAAAGAGCUCACUGAUAAAAUUAAGACAGCAGAGGGCCGGCAAGAAGAGCUGACUCAGCGAGGAGCGACAGAGAAGAGAGAGUUGGAGAUGAGGAUUGAGGAGAUGGAGGAGAAGGAGCAGGUUCUCCAGGCUCGCAUCGAAGCUCUACAGGCUGACAACGACUUCACCAAUGAGAGGCUCGCUGCUCUCCAGGCACGGUUAGAACAGCUACAAGAGAAAAGCAUUAAAGAAAACAACAGUCUCGAUGUCGACAUUGUCUCCCAUGGACCAGUAGAGGAACCUGUCGAAGACAAACAGAACCCGCAGACACCUGAGAGCCAGGAGGAAGAGGAUGAUGAGGGGGAUACAGACACCGAUGAUGGUGCAGUUGGUGAAGAUGGAGAUACUGAUGACAAUUGUCAUGUCAACAACAGUGGAGGAGACUCGACUCGAAUUCAACAGUUGAUUGAGUGUCCGCCUGUCAAACAGUUGAAGGAGACUGUAAGUUCUUCCAUUCACAAACUGGCCAACUUUGAUGAAGUCAUGGACGCCCACUUGCAGAACAACCAGACGACAGAGGACGACAUGCUAGGAAGUCCUGAUCGACUCAAAGGGAAUCAGAUGGAUGCCAAAGAGUCGGACAUGUCAGACACUCUGAGUCCCAGUAAAGACCGCAGCAGUGACGACACGUCAGAUGGUAAUAUGGAUGACCAGGAGCUUAUUGAACCACAGAACAGAGUAGCUCUGCUUAAAGUUGAGUUACAACGAGCAGGUUUAGAGCCUGGAGACACGGAGCAGGUCAUCCAUCAUCUUCACAGAGAGCUUCUGGAGGCUCAGGAAUUGGCAAAUACUGGCAAACAAAAAUGUCUGGAGUUACAAGCUCUGCUGGAAGAGGAGAGGAGGAGUAACUCUAAGUUGACUGAAGAGUCGACUAAACAGAUUCAGUACCUGCAGACUCAGCUUGGAAAGCUGCAGGCAGACAUGGAGGCACUGAGGGAGCAGAGGGAGAGCACCAUCUGCAGCACCAGAGAGGAGCUCUACUCAGCCCAGGAGGAGAUUCUCGUCCUACGACACGCCAUGGAGGCAGCCACCUCAGAGCGGGAACGUGAGAUUGCCGCCCUGCAGGCAGACCUGAGCAACGUACGCUCUGAGCUGGAGCACUGGAGAACCACUGCCGCCAAGUAUGAAGAAGAGAUCGGACGGCUUCAGGAGGCCUUUGUACAGCAGCAAGAGCAACAGAACACUGCCAACCAGCUGCAGGUGGAGUGUGUUACGUUGCAGCAGCGAUGUGUGUGUUUGCAGCAGGACUGUGACAGCCUGAGAACCGAGCGGAAAGCUCUCACAGAUAAACUGCAGCACCUGGAGGCUGAACUGAGCAGCACCAGGGAGCAGAGUCUGGUCCUAAGCAGCAGUCUGGAGUCUCUGGAGAAGAGGGAAGAGGUUUUGCAGGGCAAACUAGGUUCUCUGGAGAAUCAGCACAUACAGGAUGCAAGCCGACUGAAGAACCAGCUGGACCAGGCCCAGGCCCGCACACACACACUGCAGAAAGAGUACGAAGACACUCAGUCGCAACUCUUGGACCUGCGUCAGCGCUACGAGAAAACCGAGCAGGAGAAGCUGAACAUCCACCAGGAGCUGGAGCAGUGUAGGAGCAGCCUGAAGCUGCUGCAGGAUAAAACCAGCUCUCCAUCCAUAUUGCAGCCUGUCCAAGCCAUAUUCAUGGGCCUUGUCCUGGCUCUGCUCUACUGGUGUUUCGGCCAGUUGUGGUAGAAAGAGCGGCUGGAGCCCCUGGAUGCCGGUCAUCGCAGUGAUGGUCGCCGUGACGGCAGCCGUUCUCUACCCCAACCUCUCCAAAAGCAGCUCCACUUAGGACACACACACACACACACAGUGUUGUAAGGAGAGCAUCACUGCUUUACUUGUAUAAAGUGUAAUUGUACAUAAUUGUAGAGGGAAUAUAAAGGUUUUGGUUUCUACAGAGGUCUCAGAUGCUUUUUGGUUUAUUUUAAGUUUUUUCCUGAGAGGAGGAGUUUUGUUGUUUUUAUUCUCGGCUCUCUCUCAGCUGUGGUGGGGGCGUUUUUUGGUUUUUUUCUCAGUAAUGAAGCAUUCUUUGGCAGGCAGAGCUUCCUCAUGGAAAAAAGAAAAACUGCCCAACGUAACACUCACACUCUGUAACAGGACCGAGAGAACAGGAUGCUUUCCAGCAGCCUCGGUGCAGUCGGGUGGGGGCACAUGGAUGUCACUGUCAGCCUUGUGAUUUUCUGUUAGACAGUCGCAUAUUCACCUUUAAUUUUACUAAACUCGUCCAACCACCUGCUUCCUUUAGAUAUUGAGAUGUUUUCAAUAUAUAUUUUUUUUAAAUUUUACUACUAUGGUUAAGUACUAUGGUUGCUUUGGGCUGCCAAUAAUUAUAACUGUUUAAUUUGGCUGUUUCAUGACUAAAAACAUGGAUACAUUUCUUCUUGGAAUACAUUUGGUCUUAAUUGGCCAUUUAGAGGCUGAAUUAUCAGCUUAGAAAUUAGCGCAACACUCUAGUUGUAGAAGGUUAAUCUGAUUGUGUUCCUGUUCACACAGCAAAUCUGCAUCACAUCACAAAAAUAAUUGGACAUUAUAAGUAAACAAAGCAAACCAACAUGAUUUAAGUGUUAAUGCAGGCAGUUUGAGCACAAAUGAAGCACAAACAGUGACGAAAAGUGUGCCUGUUCACCUCCAUCAGUAUUGUAGUUAGGCUUACCUGAGUCACACCGGUGGCUUUGGGAAGGCCUGCUCUGCUCGGAUCUGUUCUUUCAGUCGGCCUUGUUGGAUGUCUAACAUGGCGUUCGACAUCCAACUGUGGUUGAAGCCAAAUUACUGAAAUCAAUCCAAAUUUAUUUUCUUUAUUUUUUCUCUCUUUUCAUUUUGGGAGGACAGAAAAGGGGGUCAAAGUGCCUCUGAUGUAACUAACAAACACCACAGUUUUUGCAGAGAACCACACACACUUUAUUGGAUUACCACACUUGCUUGGCUAACCUGACUGCCAGAGGCCUGUUAGUGGUAUGAGUGAGAUAGAAGAUCUAUGCUGUACCGACUUUUUCCAGAGCUGUCAACUUCACUGACUGGAGGAGAUCCAAUUUUAAGUUUUCAUAAUUAAAUCCUCCUGUAAUUAUUCAGCUGUUCCAUCAGGAUUUCCCAAAUCAAUAUAAAGUAUUCAGAAUGUUUUGUAGUUAUCAUGAAAUAAUAAUAAAUUAAAAAAAGGCAAAUAGUUUCCUUGGGGAGACAGGAAGCAACACAUUUCCUGGAAAAUGUGAGAUAACCAUACAAAUAUGAAACUUUUAUUAAAAACUGUUCCAGCCCAAAGCUGCUAAUUGUUCACUAGCUUGUGAGAUGGGAUGGAAAAGCUCAGGAAAAGUCAAACCUCAAGUCACAGGUUCAUUCUCGCAUUUCACAGCACCGCGACGCUUCGGUGCAGCUAAUAGACAACCGAACAUUAUCGUGAGUUGGGUCAAAAUGGAAACUUCUCCAACACUUCAGUCCUCUGAUGUCAGCGCAAACUACACAUACAAAGAAAUACAGCUUUGAUCACAUUUCCUGAUUUGGCUCUAAAUAAGCUCUAAUUAUGAAUAAAAUUAACCACGUUGACAUUUAAUAAGUGGUGGUGUAUUUUCAAAGCACAGACCUGUACUAACGGCCCUAUUAAUGCUCUUGAGCUGUCUGGUAAUUAAAAACCAUAAACAAUCUUCCUCUAUAUCUGUCCUUCAUGACAUGAACACAACAAAUAUGCCUCAAUCCACCCAACAUGUUUUAUUUCUGCUCAGUAAUGAGAUUCACAAGGUUUAAGUCUUCCAUCUGUGUUGCAUUUUGAGUUGUUCACUUCUGACGUCUGGAAUUUUUUCUUUAUUUCUUCUAAGAUAAGCUCUUGGGUUGUCCCAAAUGGGGGAUAGAAAGCUCAGAAGAGAAAUAACAGUAUGAUUGGAUCAACACUGUCUGAUACACGCUAACACUUCAGGCCUACAUUGACAGGAUUUUAAAAGACAAAUUAUAACAGUGUGUGUUGGUAAAUGGAGGGGUGUGUUGGUUUACACUUUGGACUCGAGUAGCGUUUGUCAUCGUCUGUGUACUCUGUCUUGUCUCCGUGUUUAAAAGAAAAAAAUAUAAUUAAUGACAGCGAACAAAUAUUCCUGAUGUUUAAAGAGAAAAACACUAAAGUACAGAGAGAAUUGUAAAAUAAAAAGUUGUUGAAUGAUGUGCAACUAGACUUAUUUUGUUAAAAUUGUGUAGAGAGGUGAGCGGGGCUAUGUAGAGAAUAUGAUGUAUUGAAUAUGCAAAGCGAUGUUUGGAUUAAAGUUGUAGCAAGCUGACCCACCA
This is a messenger RNA of Melanotaenia boesemani (Boeseman's rainbowfish), 6816 nucleotides long. It is a transcript of the gene slmapa, whose product is annotated as sarcolemma associated protein a. Lineage: Eukaryota; Metazoa; Chordata; Actinopteri; Atheriniformes; Melanotaeniidae. Bases 1552 to 4242 code for a protein of 896 amino acids. The record is from RefSeq and is a predicted model, not a curated record. Gene Ontology annotation, molecular function: protein-folding chaperone binding. The transcript has 26 exons.